Molecule: messenger RNA, 1674 nt
Organism: Lachnellula hyalina
Lineage: Eukaryota; Fungi; Ascomycota; Leotiomycetes; Helotiales; Lachnaceae
Gene: YGL159W
Exons: 3
Coding region: 1-1674 (557 amino acids)
Cellular component (GO): cytoplasm
Source: RefSeq, a predicted model, not a curated record
AUGCCUCUCACCAUUCUAAGUAACAAGAAUAUCCAGCAUCUCCUGCUUGAUCUCCGCAAAGAAUAUCUGCACCAGAUGAUGGAGCGACUCCGGGAAGCUCUGGAUGAAUAUUCCCUCAGCAAGACCAAAGAUGGUUGUUCGGCCGACAACCAGCCAGAGCCAACAUCUGUUGAGAGUUCUCAUGGUACUACUACUCGAUUUACGCCUGCUAUAAGCUCAAGUUAUCUUGGGAUGAAAGUUGUUACGCAGGCAACUGUUACGGUUCCCGAGGACAGCAGCAGUGAGACUCUUGACCGUGAGUCUGAGGAGGCGAUGGUUUCCAGUCCAGCAAAUAACCCUCGUGGUGCUCUUCUGAUUAUGUCCAACACAAGUGAACCCAUAGGAAUAAUUAACGCCCAAGAGUUCACCGCCUUCCGCACUGCUCUCACCAGCUCCCUCCUGCUCCUGCACCGCCGCAAAGUGAAAACCCUAACCGUCUUCGGCACCGGCAAACAAGCCUUCUGGCACGUUCGUCUCGCACUGUGCUUGCACGGCCACACCAUCAAAAACGUGCAUUUUAUCAACCGCGAUUUCAGCGAAAAUGCUAUGUCCAUCCUGAGGAACUUCUACAAAUACGACCCGCUUGUGCGCGAGCGCGAGGGCUGGCCAAGUACGAGUUUCUCGCUGCUAACGCCGUAUUAUGAGGAGUAUCGACGCAUGAUUAACAAGCAGAUCAGGGAUGCAGAUGUUAUUUACUGUACGACGCCGAGUACAGAACCCCUGUUUGAUCAUAGGAUCUUGACGGAGACGCAGGGGAGGCAAAAGGGGAGGUUGAUUGUUGCGGUGGGGAGUUACAAGGAUAGCAUGAUUGAGAUUCCACAGGAGAUUAUCCAUCAGGCUGUUAAGAGACAUGGUGCGGGACAUCAUCUGCACAAGCAUGCUGAGGAGGGCGGGGUGAUUAUUGUUGAUACGCUAGCUUGCCUUACGAAUACGGGGGAGUUGACGCAGGCGAAGCUGCGCGAGACGGAAGUUGUGGAAUUGGGUGAGCUGGUGAUGCUAGAGCGUCUAGCGCCUAGUGUCGAGGAAAGUUCAAAUUCGUCGAUGAGUGAUGAGGCUUCACCACGCUCUUCAUUCGAGGGCCUGUCCAUGACAACCAUAUUCUCACCUUCAAUCAGCAAGACAGAUUCCCCGCCCGAAGAACGCCAUGGUCUGUCGCAUAUCUUCCCGUCACAUCGACCUCACCACCUUCCUUCCAUCUUUCACAGGAGAAAGGACUCACGAAGCUCGGAGAAAGACAUGCUAGCUACCUCUUCCGAAAACUCGCAGCCUCGACGUCCGGAUUUCAGCAUUUCCUCACUACAUCCCCAAUCACACCCACAGCCUCAACGUUCCGACUCCCUACAAUCGAACCGCACCGGCUCCUCAACUGACCAUAGGCCUCCUAUCUCGCACCGCAGUAGUAGCGGCAUCUCGCACAGCCCUAUCCAAGGUACACCCACCAGCAGCAAGCAACAGCAGCAGCGCAAGAAAACCCACAAGUCGCAAAACGCAAAAGACGAUCUAUGUCGGUGGCUUACCAAAGGCAAUGUGAUUUAUAAAAGUAUCGGCAUCGGACUCGUUGAUUUGGUCAUUGGGACGGAAUUGAUUAAGAUGGCGAUGGAAGAGGGCGUUGGUGUUACUAUGCAACAUUUCUGA